This is a messenger RNA of Sporothrix schenckii 1099-18, 1989 nucleotides long. RefSeq lists its product as uncharacterized. The transcript has a single exon. Lineage: Eukaryota; Fungi; Ascomycota; Sordariomycetes; Ophiostomatales; Ophiostomataceae. Gene Ontology annotation, molecular function: FMN binding; phosphopantothenoylcysteine decarboxylase activity. Gene Ontology annotation, cellular component: phosphopantothenoylcysteine decarboxylase complex. The record is from RefSeq and is a predicted model, not a curated record. Gene Ontology annotation, biological process: coenzyme A biosynthetic process. The coding region runs from base 1 to 1989 and encodes 662 amino acids.
AUGGAGUCCUCGUCCACAGACGAUCCUCCGCCUCCAUUUAUCAACUUCCUCCCCAAGACCCCGUCAGCCACCUCCUUUUACGAGAUGCCGCGCGAGCGCCGCCUCAAGCUUCUUGUCGCCGCCAACGGCCCCAAGGAGGUCGCCUACGCCCAGACCAUUGCCGUUCGCCUCUCCAAGGAGCCCAAGAUAACCGUCAAGGUCGUUGUCGACGAGCUCACCCACCGCCUCGCCCAGGAGUUUCCUUGCUUUGCCAACCGCUCGCUGCACCCCCCGUCCCUAUCCAUCGAGACGGACUACUUCAAUGGCGCUCCCAAGCGUGAUGGUUCCACUGCAAAAUCUACAGGUGCCGGCGGCCACAGCAUACCCAACUGCCAGUCGAACCGCGAAAUCGACUGCGCCCAGCGCCGCGCCUUUGAAUUGGUCGACUGGGCCGAUCUUCUCGUGCUCGCGCCCAUUGACGCGGAUAACCUCGGCCGCAUGAUGGCCGGCAUCGCCGAUACCCUCUUGCUCGAGGUGCUGCGCAGCUGGGACGCCUCCAAGCGCAUCCUGCUCGUCCCCGGCAUGUCCACCCACAUGUGGGAAAACCCGGUAACCAAACGACAGAUCAGCAAGCUGCACCGCAAAUGGUACUGGGUGCGCGUCCUGCCGCCCAUUCUGUGGCACUACAACGCACCCUCGCCUUCUGGUGACGCCGCCGGCAACAGCGCCGUGUCGACGCCCGAGAGUGCUAUUCGCACACAUUCGCAGCAGCAGGAGCAGCAGCAGCAGAGCAAGCGCGUCGUCCAGUGGUCUGGCUUUGCCGAGCUGAUUGGCAUUAUUAAGAACCAUGCCGACUUGCUGUCGCUCGGCCACGACGUCGACAUUGCCGCGCUCAACGGCGGCCGCGCCUUUGCGCCCGACUCGGGCUUCUUGUCCGCGGGCUCCAAGAAACGCCUGCCGCCCGAGAUUUGGUCCAUGAUCCUCGAGUACACGGGCGACUGGGAGCUGGCCGCGGCCCUGGACGUGUUUACCAAGCUGCCCAUGCCCGCACACUAUGGCUGGCGCCGGCAGCCGUCGCACCCGGACGACCCGCUGCAGGUCUUCAUGCACGAGCUCGAGUGGACGCUGCUGACCGCCCAGACGGACAAGAUCUGCCAGAAGCUGUCGGAGGCGCCCGCGACGAUCCACGACCUGUCCGCGCUGGCGAUCAAGCUCAUCUUCAAGUUUUCGCUGACCGACGUCUUGACCUACGUCGAGGCCCACUGCCCGCUCGUCUUCCGCAACUUUGACGGCAAGACCGUGCCCACCAAGGCCUCGGCGUACUUUGGCAAGACGGAGAUUCUCGACUGGUGGGUGCGCAGCCCCUCGUUUCUCGAGAAGCAGUACGACGCCGAGGCCCUCGACGGCGCCUCCAAGAACGGCUACGUGCACGUCCUCGAGUGGUGGCGCCGCUCGGGCCUGCCCCUCAAGUACACCGAGGCGGCGCUCGAGCAGGCCAGCGCCAAGGGCCACGUGCGCGUGCUCGAGUGGUGGCGCGAGGCGUCGCUCGCGAGCCCGCCGGGCGUCGUCCUCAAGCCGGGCCGCGCCCUCAUCUGCGCCGCGCAGUACGGCCGCGUCGACGUCAUCCGCUGGUGGGAGGAGAGCGGCGUCAACGGCGGGCACCAGGACGCCAUCUGCAAGGUGGCCUCGCGCUGGGGCCAGGUCGAGGUGCUGGAGCUGUGGCGCGAGCUGCGGGGCGACGACAAGAUGGUCUUCAACCACCAGGUGCUUGUGGAGGCCACCAUGCACUCGCACCUGGCCGUGCUGGACUGGUGGAAGGGGUACGCGCACGGGACGCUGCCGCGGAUGAACGGCCGGCGCGCCAAGCAGGUCGAGUACCGCACUAUGGACAUUGAGGAGGCCCUCGAGGACGCGCUGGGCGACCCGGCCGCCGUUCGACGCUGGUGGGCGACCAAUGGCUUGAACCUGGGUCUCGGCACCAGCGAAUGGAUGAAGGCGAGAUACCUGUAG